AUGAUACACCACCGUCAUCAUAGGCAAUUUCUGCACAAGUCAGCUAGUCCGACGAAAGCGCGACGAAGAUUCCCAUCGAAUAAUGACAGAUUCUUUCAUUUACCAACAACAAUUGCAUUAAAUGAUCCAUUUCUACGACGUCUGUAUAGUGUUGUGUCAUUGGUUCUUGAUGACCACCCGUACCCAUCGACACGUGAAGAAUUUUCUCGACGUACGCUAGAAAUUGAACAGAAUGUUCGAGACCUAAAUCUACCGUCACAACAGAGAAGAUUUCUUCAACGAUUACUGGUCGAAACUGGUAUUAGUUUGGUGGAUCUCUGGCAAGGUUCACAUGUAAUUAUUCUUGAUAAUGGGUAUUUAUAUAACACAUGGUCGCAAUUACCCAACGCUCUACCACGUUUUUCAUCACACUAUCGUCAGGUUCCUGUUCAGCAAUAUGGACUCAAUUUUCGAGAUCAUCAAUUACUUUUCGGUAAGACAGCAACUGAUGGAUCAACUUGGUUCCAAAUGGAAGCACAUGGAUUCGACCCAAAUGACAUUUAUAAUGAUCCCGAUCUUGCUGUGUAUCACGGACAAGAUUUCUUGAAGUAUCGUUUCCAUGGAAUGAAUGUUGGGCCGUUUGGUUUUUCUCCACAUACAGAGACAAGCCACCCAAUUAUUCUGCGUUACAACUCAAGAAAAGGACGGAGAAAUCCGAGAUAG
Messenger RNA from Adineta ricciae, 702 nucleotides. The record is from the annotation of a GenBank genome assembly. NCBI's taxonomy places the organism in Eukaryota, Metazoa, Rotifera, Eurotatoria, Adinetida, Adinetidae.